AUGAAGACCUCCAUUGCCAUCCUUUCUGCUUCCGUAGCUUCUGCCAUGGCCAGCCCCUUCUCCAUCAACUCCAAGCAAUGCAACGUCGCCCCCAGCGCUUCUGCCAGUGGAAAAGUUCAGCCUUACCACAACGGCAAGGCUGACACCGCCAUCGAUUGCCAGACCUACUGUGCUUCUGAUGACUCCUGCAAGAGCUUUGCUUUUGGUCUUGCCAAGGGUGCCCACGAACCCAGCUGCCUUCUAUUCGAAGUAGCUGCUGCCAAGGUGCCUGCCCGCAAGGAUGGUUUUCACGUCUUUGACCGGGAGUGCGCUGCUGAUCGUGUUCCCACUUCGGCUCCUACUACCGGCCAGCCUUGGGGAACUGUUCCUAAGAAGGUCCUUGGACGCCGAGGUACGCAGUGCAACUGUGCUGCUUCUGGGUCUUCGAACGCUGAUGUUCAGCCUUUCAAGACAACUACUGCGGCUACUGCCAAGGACUGUCAGGUUCUUGCUGAGGCUGAUACUUCAUGCAUGAGCUUCCUCUUUGGUCUCUCUGAUGACUCCAAGUCUCCUGUCUGCAAGCUCUAUAAGGUUGCGGCCUCUAGUAUUCCUGCUCGCAGUGACAAGCUCUUCGUUUUUGACAAGGGCUGUUCUUCCAAGCAGGUUCCCACUACUGCUCCUACCGAGGAUGCUCCUCGCGGUCUUAUUUCUGCAGCCUCCAAGGUCACCAAGGAUGCUAAGGUUACCAAGGUCCAGAAGUCUCAGUCCAAGGCUACCAAGAUUACCAAGGUAGAGGACAAGAUGACUGAGCAGGAGGGAGACUAUGAGGUCUCUGGCUCUAAGCCUAAGACCACCAAGGUCCAGAAGUCCCAGCCCAAGGUUACCAAGGUUGCCAAUGGUGAGGGAAACAAGGUCCAAUAUGCCGAGCCCGAGGUCACUCAACAUGCCGAGAAGCCCAAGUCCAAAUCCACCAAGACCAUGAACUCCAAGGCUAAGGCUACUAAGGCUGUCAAGGUUGACAAUGAGAAGGUUCAGUACGCGGAGCCCACCAGGGUUUCCAACACCAAGGCCAAGGUCACCAAGGUCGCUGAGGUUAACAACAACAACGAGGCUAAGGACACCAAGGCCAAGGCUGAGGACAACAAGCAGACCAAGGCUACCAAGGUCAAGGACACCAAGGUCAAUGCUACUAAGGUCGCCAAGGUCGAGGUCGAGAACGAGAACAUCCAGUACGCUGAGCCCACCAAGGUUUCCAACACCAAGACCAAGGUCACCAAGAUCGCUGAGGUUGACAUCAACAUCAACAACAAGGCCAAGGCUACCAAGGUUCAUAACCAGGACCAGCAGACUACCAAGGUCGCCAAGAUUGAGAGCAACAAGGACACCAAGGACAUCAAGGCCGAGAGCCCCAAGACUCUGGUUACCAAAGUUCGCAACAACGAGCAGCAGGCUACCCAGGCUGCGAAGGUCGACGGCAAGUCUGAGUGCAAGACUACCAAGGUCAAGGUUUCCAACAGCAAGGCCAAAGCUACACAGGCUUACUAA
This is a messenger RNA of Fusarium venenatum, 1524 nucleotides long. RefSeq lists its product as uncharacterized. The record is from RefSeq and is a predicted model, not a curated record. NCBI's taxonomy places the organism in Eukaryota, Fungi, Ascomycota, Sordariomycetes, Hypocreales, Nectriaceae.